Molecule: messenger RNA, 2435 nt
Organism: Octodon degus (degu)
Lineage: Eukaryota; Metazoa; Chordata; Mammalia; Rodentia; Octodontidae
Gene: Gpa33
Product: glycoprotein A33
Exons: 7
Coding region: 105-1049 (314 amino acids)
Cellular component (GO): plasma membrane
Source: RefSeq, a predicted model, not a curated record
CAGGACAAGAAGAACUGCAGAGAACUCAGGCUGGCCAGGCCACAGGUUGGUGCGCGCCACUGUUGGAAUUGGAGUGGAGAGGGAGCAAGACCGCAGAAAGAAAGAUGCAGCCAGUGCUGUGGGUGCUGUGUGCAGCCUGGGUGACUGUCGACGCCAUCUCUGUGCAAACCCCCAAGGAUUUUCUUCAGGCAGCCCGAGGAGGAAGUGUCACCCUUCCGUGUACCUACGACACUUCUGCCUCGGACAGGGAUGGAUUUAUCCAGUGGGAUAAGCUUCUCCUAACUCACACGGAAAAGGUGGUUACCUGGAAGUUUGGAUCCCAAGAGUACUUCUAUGGUGAUCGCUACAAACAGCGUGUGACCCUGGCGGAUGGCAAAGAGCUGUUGGACGCGUCUGUCACCAUCCAGCAGCUGACCAUGGACGACAACGGCACCUACGAGUGCUCUGUCUCGCUGCUGUCGGAUCUGCAAGGCACCUCCAAGACCCGCGUCCGCCUCCUGGUCCUCGUGCCGCCCUCUGUGCCAGACUGCCUCAUCAAGGGAGAGACAGUGAUUGGGAACAACAUUGAGCUGACCUGCCAGUCUGCCGAGGGCUCCCCAGCCCCGCAGUACACCUGGAAGAGCUAUGACGACCAGCACCUAGAGCGGCCUCUGUCCUCGCCAGCCUCAGGCCAGAGCCUCCUCCUGAAGAACAUCUCCACGCUCAUGUCAGGCCUGUACACCUGCUUCUCCAGCAACGAGGUGGGGAUGAGGACCUGCAACAUCACACUGGCCGUCAGACCUCCCUCCAUGAACGUGGCGCUGUACGCAGGCAUCGCAGGUGGUGUGGUGGCAGCCCUUAUCAUCAUCGGCAUCAUCAUCUACUGCUGCUGCUGCCGGGACGCAGACAGGAAGGAGGACAAGGAGGACGCAAGGCCGGACCGGGCAAUUUACAGGAAGCCACCAGAGGAAAUGCAAGAGUUCUCCAGAGAAAAACAAGAGGAUGACAGAGACAGGCACGAAGACCAGUGGAGUUCUGGGCGCCAGUCCCCCAGCAACCGCGGCCAGUAACAGACCUUCUGUGGACAGCGAGGGAGGGUGAGGGCUGCAUCCUUCCACUUGUCUCCUUGGACUCCCUCCCUAGCUACUCCCCAGGUGCUGGACACUGGCCUGGCUGCAGAGGCCCCGCCUGUGCUGGCCUUGCUGGCUGGUGGCACACUCCCUACAACACGGUCAGGUCUGACCCUCACCCUGCACCAGGCAGCAUCCCCCACUCCCUCAGCUGAAGCACAGCUCUGAGCACAGGCCACAAGGGAUGGAGCCUCCAGGCAGCAUGUGCCCAGCUGCUGGGGCUGCCCUCACUGCAUUCUUGUAGAGUGGAGGAGUGUGGGAGGGACUUCCUGUUAUUCACUCCCCUUCCUCCCUGGGGCCCCAGCUUCCCAGCCUCUGCUCUCAUCCCCUGGCCAGGGCCGCCUCCUGGGUUCAUAUACUUUCUAUCAGCCUUGCAAAAUCUUGUCACUCUUGCAGGCCUAGCUCCGCCCACAAAGCUUUCCAUAACCCUUUCCUGGUUGUCCACACCUGCAGGGUCAGUCGUGCUGCUUUGUCCACAGAGGUGCCUGGGCUCACAUGUGGCUCUAGUUAUGAUAGAAUCUGAGCUUCAUGGAGCAGGGUCUGGACCUUACCAUACCUGCCUUUUCUGCAGCCCUGGGGUUUGCAUUUGGAAGCCUGCUUUGACAGGUUGGGCCUUCCUGAUAUGACUGUGGACACAGGUAUGCUCCCAUUCCAAACCCACAAAUUAGACAGCUUACUGAAUGAUUGAAAAUGAACACGCACAGACAGGCACAGUGGGGCACGCCUGCUAUCCCACUACUGAGGGAGGCUGAAGCAGGAGGAUUGAAAAAUUGAGUCCCACCAGUACAAAUUACUGAGGCACGUCUCAGAAAAAUAAAAAGAAAGGGCUGAGGAUGUCUCCUGGCGGGAAGUCCAGGAUGCCUGCAAGCUCCUCCCCCGGCUGCUCUCCUUGCUGUCCUCUACUCUCCCGCAGCCUGAUGAGGUGGUAGGCAAUCCUGCUUGCCAGUGUCAGGCCGUGCCUCUGCUCCAGUGCCUGGGGUCAUCCAAAUGCAGCUCACUAUUAAGCAAAUGUUGACGUUUCUGGAUGACCAGAAAAGUAAUUCCAUAAAUCUGUUGUCUGUGAUUUUUUAAAAUGUCUAUUUUUAUAUGCUUUGUUAAAUCCUUUGCUUCAUUUGAAAUGCUUUCAGGAAUAAUAACAUUGACAGUGGAGACUCCUCUCUUUGGCAGUGUGGCUCUUGUUGAUGCCAUGGCAGAGCCUGUGUUAGCUGGGCCCAGUCUGCUUCCUGCUGACCUCUUCUUCCUUCCGGAGGUGCAGUGAGGUGUCCAGGACAGAAUCCUGGGAUUCCACUGUUUGUGGGUGAGAUGGGCCCUACAGAGGUACCUUCA